GAUGCGAAUUGUGAUAAGAUGAAGGUGGCUGAUCGAAUAUUCUUCGACAAAACAACUCAUACUUGCUAUUAUGCAUUCAACUCGUCGAGAAAACUGCUGCCUUACCAUUCUGCCAAAAAGAAAUGUGAAGAUGCUGGGCUUCAUUUGUUGUUCACUGAGAGUGAAUAUGAACGACGGUACGUCGCUGAAAAAAUUACGAAGGUUAUCGGGACACACUGGAUUGGUGCAGAGCGACUGGGUUCUGAUUGGUUCUGGGUACACGGCUGUGAAGCAAUUGAUACUGUUAUCAACAUACCCUGGAGAUAUAAUCAUUCCGUGCAUUAUAUGCGAGCGCUUGUUUGGGGUGACAAAUGGCUUGGAGCUGGGCGGAGAAGACACGCUCGCUAUAUCUGCGAAGACGAACAAGUAAAACUAGAUAGCUGCCAAUAUUCACAGAGUUUCAAGAAGGCCAAAUCGGAUUGGUCCCUGUCAUCGCGGCAGCGAAGUUUCAAGGCGUUCCAUGCUGUGGACUGCGGCCGACUAUGUCUGGCGGAUGCGACUUGCCAAGGGUUUUGUUUCCAAAAGUGGGGUCAACAAACAUGCACACUGUACGGGGUAAAAAGUCACCAGAGGGCAGGUCAAGUGAAAUGCAAGGUCGCAAAUGAAUCGUGCUACAUUCGGGUGGAUGACUGCGUCGAUGAGUAAACUAUUCCGAAUUUGCUAAUGCAAACGUCUAUAAGUAUGUUUUCUGAUCAUGUGUCGUCGUGCAGAAUAUAACGUAUCACGUUCCUUCAAUAUAUAUAUAUUUUUUUAUAUAUAUAUAUAUAUACGAACACAAUAGCAUACGAAUGCGCAUAUGUGCUCGUGUGUGUAUAGCUGUUGAGUGCGCAUGCGCGACGUUUAACAAAAGUGGGCACCGGUAUUAUCAGCACUUACCAUAUAUUUCCAUCGAUAAAUUUAUAAUUCAGAAAUUGUUUUUUUUUUCUGCUUCGUCAUCAUUGCCUUCGUCAUCAGCACCAUCACUACCAUCAUCAUCGUCGUCAUCGUCAUCAUCAUCAUCAUCAUCAUCAUCAUCAUCAUCAUCAUCAUCAUCAUCAUCAUCGUUAUCAUCUUCAUCAUCGUCAUCAUUAAAGGACAAAACCGGAUGAUACUUUACAGUAUCAAUUUCGUUUGUCGCUUGUAAGAAAUUUUUUCAAACUUCAAAUGCUUGACUUUAUAAAACCUACCUGAAGCCUAAUUGAGGAAUCCUGAUGAAACAGGUAUAAAAGCUGACCAACAUGAUAAGAACCGCAAGGUUGUUUGGUAGAAAUAGCAGCAAAAUCUGCAUUCAGAUUACAUCCUACCGCAUUGAAAAACAAUACAGACACAUUGAAUAAUCUACGAAGAAAAAUAGGAUAACCAAUGAUGGCUCGUCUUUGAGCCUGGUUUACUUGGUUUGAGCUGAACUGGGCCUAAACAAUAAUAAUAAUAACGAUUGAUAGAUAUACAUGGUUAUCCAUCCCCGUUUUUGAUUGGACAAUUUGGGGUGAAUCAUUAAACAUACAAUUGACAGACAACUUCGUUGGAUCAUGUAGCUUCCAUGAAUGAUACCGGAUCUUGCCAGAACUAUGAAACUUGAAACUAUUUUGGCCACUAAGAGAAUGUAACAUUCGAGUUGUGACUCAAGAUUUGUUUCUUGCCUGUAAUGUACAAAUAACCAAAAUGCCAUUUUUAGACAGAUGUUGCAGCACUUACUCACUUAGGCAGAGAUUCUACGUUUUCAGAUGAUCCUCAAUGUCAAUGAGGACAUGAUUUUAUGCAUUGACAUCCUAAAAUGGUCAUGGAAUCUAGGAGGAAAAUAUCAAGUUUAAUAUUAUAGGAUGUGUCACACUCAAGAAUGAAAUAUGUUUGCUGUAUGUACACGUGAUCAAUAAUUAAUUUGUAAUUAAUUCUGAGUAUGUGAUUUUAUUAUUAUUAUUAUUAUUAUUAUUAUUAUUAUUAUUAUUAUUAUUAUUAUUAUCAUUAUUAUUAUUAUUAAAUAGAAUGAGGCGGAGAUCUGACAGAAUCGUUAGUAGUCUGGACGAUAUAUGCUUAGCAGCAAUUCGUCUGUCUUUACGUUCUGAGUUCAAACUCCGCUGAGGUCGACUUCGCCUUUCAGCUUUUCGAGGUCGAAGAAAAUAAGUUCCAACGAGCAGUGAAAUUGAUGUAAUCGACUUACCCUUCUCCUCAAAAAUAUUCAGGCCUUCUGCCUGUAAUAGAAACAAUAACUAAAUAAAACAAAGCAGUGAGCAAGCAGAAUCGUCAGCGCGUCGUUCAACACAAUCGUUUUAGCGACACAUCUUUUGGCUCUUUUUGUUAUAACUUCAAAUGCCGCUGAGGUCGACUUUGUCUUUCAGCCUUUCAGAAAUCGAUAAAAUAAGUACCAAUUGACCAGUGGAGUGGAUCUGAUCGACAUGCUACCCAAACCUAAAGAUUGUUGUCGUUGCCCAUAAUUUGAAGCAAUUAUUACUUAAAAUGACUUUUUAAAAUUUUAUUCAAAAAGGGCAGCCAUAUAUGAAGCUACUUUCACGUACGUAAUUAAUUCAUUAUAAAAACAUAUAUACUGUAAUAUAUACAUUCUUUCAAGCUGAGGUUUCAUUCCUUUGCUACUCCGAGUUUCUCAUACGUUCUUCACUUUUUUAAAAAUUUGAUACCAAAAAGGAAUGAAGCAUCAGCUUCAAAGGAAUGAAUAAAGUCAACUUUAUGUA
Octopus sinensis (East Asian common octopus) is the source of this 2705-nucleotide messenger RNA. RefSeq lists its product as uncharacterized. The transcript is spliced from 3 exons. Lineage: Eukaryota; Metazoa; Mollusca; Cephalopoda; Octopoda; Octopodidae. Bases 19 to 684 code for a protein of 221 amino acids. The record is from RefSeq and is a predicted model, not a curated record.